GUCUUUGUACUUGAUUUCUAUCAGUUUCGCUAUUGUCUUCUAGUGUGUAAAAGUCUUUCUUCUUCCUCUGAUCAAUUUUAUAAGAAGGCUGCGAUUAGAAAACACCCUUCUAAUUCGUGAAAAGAUCACCGGAUUUCCUCGAGUAAUAUUGAAUCCCAAAAUGCUGACUCUCACCACCUUCUUCAUCUCACUCCUCCAUCUUCUCCUCCCGAUGACCACCGCCCCAGCCUACAAUGCCACUGACAUCAUCCUCCUCGGCUGCGGCUUACAGUCCAACACUAUGUCACAGGAUGGCCGAAGCUGGGAUGCCGAUGCUCGAUCUAUAUAUUCCACCUUCAACGACCCAAGCUCAUCAUUUUCUGUAGAUGCCUCCGACCAAAACGCUUCGGUUCCCACAGUUCCAUACCACUCUGCACUCAUCAUUAAAUCUAAAUUCACCUACAACUUCCGUGUCUCCCCUGGCCCAAAGUUCCUUCGUCUCUACUUCUAUCCUGAAAAAUACUCCACUUUUGACAUGACCACUUCCUUUUUCUCCGUCACUGCCAAUAGCUACACCCUCCUGAAAAAUUUCAGUGCGCAUAUGCAUCUGAUCAAGGAGGCCUUCUUGAUGAAAGAAUUCAUUGUUCCUGUGUGGGACAAUGAGAUUCUUAAUGUUACCUUCAUCCCUUCUUCGAACUCUUAUGCUUUCAUUAACGGCAUCGAAAUCGUUUCCAUGCCAAGCGGCCUCUACUUAAGUGGUUGGGAAAUCCCAUUCGUGACUGUAGUCCUUGGCCAAUCCUUCUCUUUGGAUAAUACAACCACCUCACUUGAGACUCUUUAUCGGCUGAAAGUUGGCGGAAACCGCAUUGAGAACGUGCAAGACACAGGGAUGUACCGAACCUGGAGUCCAGAUGGAGAUUAUCUUGUCGGUUCAAACUGGAUUGUUCCAAUUUUGAACAUAUCCCAGCCGAUUCAAUUUACAGAGGGCACACCGGCGUACACCGCACCCAAGGAACUUUACACUACUUCGCGUAUGAUGAGCAACAAUGCUUCGUUGAAUUUGAAAUCCAACAUGACCUGGAAGUUCCCCGUUGAUGCAGGGUUCCGCUACCUCGUCAGGCUUCAUUUCUGUGAGAUUCUGAUGAGGGUCACAGGCCAACAUCAACAUGUCUUCGACAUAUUCAUCAACAAUCAAACUGCGGCAACAGCCGUCGACGUGUUUCUUUUGAGCGGUGGCAAUGGACAUCCUUUGUACAAAGACUACAUUGUUUUGACUGAAAACAGUACCCAAGGAAAGGACCUUUGGCUAGCGCUGCACCCUCAAAACAAAAGCUAUGCUGAUGCCUUUUUGAACGGUUUAGAGAUUUUCAAACUGAAUCAAUCCGGUGGUAACCUAGCUGGACCCAAUCCUGACCCGAUUUCUAGUCCUGCAGCUCCAGACUCGCAUAGAGGCCCAAAGAGUAAGGUAACAUCAAUGAGUUUGCCAAUCAUUGGAGCUAUUCUGGGUGGUUUUGCUCUGGUUUCUCUCCUCGUGAGCUUUUUCGUUUUUCAAAGACGAAGAAAACUGAAACGCUCGCUCUCUUUCACAUCAAAGUUCAUUCCCACAAAAACCUCCUCCUCGUCCUCGUUACCGUCUGAUAUCUGUUGUCACUUCUCAAUCGCCGAGAUCAAAGCAGCCACUCAAGAUUUCGACGAUAGGAUUCUAAUCGGAAGUGGAGGAUUUGGAAACGUUUACAGAGGGAUUUUCAAUGGUGGGACCACCAUUGCUGCAAUCAAACGGUUAAAACCUUCAUCAACGCAAGGGGCCCACGAGUUCCACACCGAAAUUGCCUUGCUUUCAAAGCUUCGACACAUGCAUCUUGUUUCUCUGAUUGGAUACUGUGAUGAUCAGGGUGAGAUGAUCCUAGUGUAUGAUUACAUGGCACGUGGCACACUUCGUGAUCAUCUCGACAAUACCAAGAAUCUGCCACUAUCAUGGAAACAGCGACUAAAGAUCUGCAUCGGGGCGGCGCGUGGGUUGCACUAUCUCCAUAGAGAGGCAAAGGAGGUUAUCAUCCACCGCGAUGUGAAAUCAUCAAAUAUAUUAUUGGACGAAAAUUACGUGGCAAAGGUAUCAGAUUUUGGUUUGUCGAAAUUGGGUCCUACAACCACAUCCGAGACCCACGUCAGCACAAUGGUGAAGGGUAGUUUCGGGUAUAUCGACCCAGAAUAUUUUCGUCUGCAGCGACUAACAGAUAAAUCUGACGUGUAUUCUUUUGGUGUGGUUUUGUUUGAGGUGCUGUGUGGCAAGCCACCGGUCUUCGAGAGCUUUUCAGGGGAGAGAGUGGGCCUGGCACAAUGGGCCCAUAGUUGUUAUCAAAAUGGAAGCCUUGAUGAAAUCGUGGACCCGUAUCUGGCAGGCCAGAUUGCGCCGAUGGCCUUGCAGAAGUUCAGUGAGGUCGCUGAGAAUUGUGUUCGUGAACGUGGAAGUGAACGUCUGACAAUGAGGGAUAUCGUGUGGGCAUUGGAGUCUACAUUGCAGCUUCAGGAAACUGAAGAAGAAAACACGAAUGAUAGUGAUGCUAUCAUCACUGAUGAGGGUUCAAGUCAAAACACGGUAAAAUCUCUAUCUAUAUUAGAUUAUCAGUCGACAGUUAAUAGUUAAUUAAGAAUUUAAGAAACAGUAUUUCAUAAU
Messenger RNA from Rubroshorea leprosula, 2653 nucleotides. Lineage: Eukaryota; Viridiplantae; Streptophyta; Magnoliopsida; Malvales; Dipterocarpaceae. The record is from the annotation of a GenBank genome assembly.